This is a messenger RNA of Musca vetustissima, 1584 nucleotides long. It is a transcript of the gene Amnionless, whose product is annotated as protein amnionless. Gene Ontology annotation, cellular component: apical plasma membrane; endocytic vesicle. The record is from RefSeq and is a predicted model, not a curated record. The transcript has a single exon. Gene Ontology annotation, biological process: intracellular protein localization; receptor-mediated endocytosis. Bases 1 to 1584 code for a protein of 527 amino acids. Lineage: Eukaryota; Metazoa; Arthropoda; Insecta; Diptera; Muscidae.
AUGGCCACUAAAUGGCUAAUGGAUAGUCCAGGAUUUAAUGAUCCUGCAGCAUGGAUAGAUGAUUACUUACCAUGUAGUCGAGAACGGGCAAUAUUUCCCGAAAAAUAUGAAGCUUUGCUGCCACUGCCAGCCAAGGUGGAUGUUGGAGGCUUUGUGCUGCCCAAAGAUGGAGCCAUCUUUUUGCAAAUGGAAUCGACAAUUACCCUAGAAGGAAAUGAUAAUAAACGUGAUUGUGAUAAAGGUAAAGCUGUGUUAAAACAACCUACGGUACGCAAAUGGUUUGAUCCGAAAACAUGGCGUUCUUCAAAGGAUGUAGUGGCGAAUGCUGCCAUACCCGAUAUGGAAAGGGUACCGUGUAAUAAUGAAUCGGUAGUAAUUCGAGCCAAUGGUCCCUUGGCAUUGGAUUUGGAAAAUAUUGCCUAUUUGCGCAUGGGGCAAAUGAGUUUUGCCGGAUCUCUGCUGUCUCGAGAUUAUUUACGCCAAUUGCUGUACAAUGAUUUGGGUCAAUUUCUUUUCCGCAAUCAGGCCGGAGUAAAUGUGGAAUAUUAUCACCAUGACGUGUGUGGCUGUCACAAAGAUUUCAAUAAUUUCGGAGAACCCAUUUGCCAUAACAUCAUUGAGUCUUGUGAGCGACCCCAUUGCCUGGUACCCGUUAUGCCCUAUGGCAGUUGUUGUGCCAUUUGUGGUGCUGUCAUUAAAUUCCAGGUGGAAUUUUGUGAAGAUCGCCGCUACAAUUGGUUGCAAACUAUUUUACGGGAGGCCAUUAAAGAUCAGGAUCUUCAGGGUGAUCUGGAUUACUAUGUGAAUUAUGUUAAUUCACAAAAUUAUGGCAAUUAUCUGCAAGCUGUCAUCGUAGAUCGUGAUGGUUACUCGGAGAGGAGUGUCAAGUUCCUGGCAAAACUCAACGAAACCAUUGAUUGGGUGAGCCGACUGAAAUUGGAUAGAAAACAUAUUUUUGGUAUUGAAUAUUCGGGGCGACCAUAUAAUCCAAAUGUUACCUUUGGUUCGAUUUUAUUGAUAUUCCUGUGUUUGAUAUUUGUUUCGGUGGUGGCCUUGGUCAUCUUUGCCCAUUACAAUCCGGAUAAUCAGUAUUUGCAUUAUGUACCACGUUGGGUGUAUGAUCCGAAUAGAUGGCGCAGUCUUUUCCAAAGACGUGAUGCCGUAUUUGCACGUUUUGAUAACACGAGGGCCAGUGUUAUUACCACUGCGGAUGUGGGUGGCAGUGGUGGUGGUAGAUCUGUAGCAAAAGGUUUUACGAGGAGUUAUGGUGAUGAUGAUGACGGUGAUGCUGAAAGUGGUGAUGUUCGCAGUAAACGUGCCUUUGAUAAUCCAUUAUUUGAUGAAAAGCCCAGUACCAGUACAUCAAAGGGGAAGAGUGAUGGCUUGGCAAUGGAGGUGGCCACCAGCAGCAGCGGCAGUUCAAUCAAGGAAGUACCACAAUUGCUAAUGGAAAGUGUUGAUAUGUCGGACACCAAUAUUGAGACCCACGAUGAUGAUCAUGAAGAUGAACAGGAAUUAACCGAAAUUAAAUUGGACACAUCAUCUGACGAGGAAGAUACGAAGGAACAGGAAACUAAGGAAUAA